Messenger RNA from Myiozetetes cayanensis, 2660 nucleotides. It is a transcript of the gene SPATA17, whose product is annotated as spermatogenesis associated 17. Bases 1 to 1137 code for a protein of 378 amino acids. Gene Ontology annotation, molecular function: protein binding. Lineage: Eukaryota; Metazoa; Chordata; Aves; Passeriformes; Tyrannidae. The record is from RefSeq and is a predicted model, not a curated record. Gene Ontology annotation, cellular component: spindle pole. Gene Ontology annotation, biological process: establishment of meiotic spindle localization; spindle organization; mitotic cell cycle. The transcript is spliced from 10 exons.
AUGGCGGCGGCGUCGGGAGGGCGGGAGCAGGGAGGGAGCAUGGCUGCCCUGGCCCGGCUGCAGGAGAGGCUGUCGGAGCUGCGGGAGGAGUAUUUCCUUGAGAACAGAUCUAUAGAUGAAGACAGAAAAAUAAAGUACAGAGCUGCUGUCAAAAUCCAGAGCUGGUUUCGAGGAUGCAGAGUCCGAGCCUAUCUGAGACAUCUGAAUGAAAUGGUGAUUUUGAUACAGAAGUGGUGGAGAGGAUAUCGAUGCAGAAAACACUUCAGAAAAAUGGUGGAGACAGCAUAUUUUAUUAUGAAGAUGAAUUUCUACAAUGAAAUGGCUGUCAGGAUCCAGAAAAGGUGGCGAGGCUAUUAUGUUCGGAAAUACAUCCAUAAUUAUUAUGCCCUGAAGAAAUACUUGCAAGCUGUUUCUGUGAAUAACGCGUUUGUCAGGAGUGAACUUCAAGAGUACAUAGAAAAAAAGGAAAAUGAAGAUAAAAUGAAAGACCUAGAGAAGAAAGAAAAGGAAAGGAAAUACCAAGCCCGAAAGAUGCAUUACCUCCUUAGCACUGAGCAGAUUGCAGGCAUCUACAAUUCACCAUUCAGAAAAUCCCCAGACCCAAUGGAACUGCUGCUAAGAAAUUCAAAGCCACUGAGCCACAGAAAGAAGCAAGUAAAGAGUCCCUUUGCCUAUGAACUCUAUGACUGGCCAACUUGCAAAAAGCCCCCAGCUUUCGUCGCAGCACUGCCUCUGCCACCUAUUGGCAGACAGAAACCUCAGGGGCCUUUCCGCGAUACCGCUGAAGUAUUGUGGCAGCGCUACAAGCCUUUAGAACCAACCUUGCGAGUGGCAGAAUCAAUCAAUUCACCACUGGAGAAGGCCAGAGAGGGAAUAAAAAGGGAGGAAUGGAGAAAUCCUAUACAUGACAAUGAAUUCCUACCAUUUUCUUCGUAUCAUAAAAAGGAGGAUGAGAAGUAUGAGCCAUCACUUUGUAAGUCAGGCAAAUAUAUUCAAGAAGCUUAUGGAACCAAACAUUUCAGAGAAGUAUAUCCCAAGAAAUGGAUAGCAGACAAGGACUUUCGAACAGUGGCACCAUCUAUUCUUCUCUUCGAAAAGUUUGGAAAAACUUACUCCCGUGCUGGUCAAAUAGUGUAAUUGUCCUGGAAACUACACAAGACACUUGAAAAGUAAUCAAUAAAAGUGUUUCAGCAAAUGCACAGCAACAUGUUGACUGAAUGUCCCAUAAAGGAGUCUUCCUGUGAUGUAAACUUUGUCUGAAGUAACGUUAAUUGAUUUUGCUUGAUGUCUAAGCAAUAUGGCUUCCAAGAUUUAUAAAAAAAAGUUUGUGUUUUUUAAAAAAAAAAUAGCUUAAGAAAAUAAUUUCUGAAAAUGCUAUAUUUUAUUUAAUAUAAAUAAUUUAGGAUACAAAACCAGAGUCAUCAAGUAAAAUACUUAGAAUCACAUUUAUUUAUUACAGAUUUGGAAAUUAGUUUAAAAAAAGAAGAAAAUUUACAAUUUGCAUCUGUUUUCCCCCUCACUACUAUAAAUGUAUUUGCUUCAUCAUUGUUGUUCAUAAUUUUCAGUGUUGUUAGGCAUCCUUUUUGGCUACAGAUUCAUGUCUUCAGAAUUGCAGGAUAGGCAUUUGCAUGGAAGAUAAGAUACUCUUUUAAAUCUUUUUAGCAUUUCUGUGGGUGAUAGAACUUUAGUGUUGAAAAAAUAAAGCUCUGGCAACAUCUAUGCCUUAUUAUUAGAUCAGUUUUUCUAUAUCUGCCUAAUUUUUUUUAUCACUACCUGUGUUUUUACUUCUAGUCCUGUGUUAAGUGAGGCCAUAAUCAUGUGAGGCUUGGCGAGAAGAACACAUUUGAUGACACAAAACUGAUAUUUGUUUGCUCUGUUCACUAGCAAGCAAUCCUGUAAAAUAGUGAGUAUCCUCAUACCCAUCCACUUCAAAAGACUCAAGGAAUUCAGCAUCAUGAGAAGACCUCAGCAUAUUUAAAGAGCAAAUCAGAAGCAAAUUCUUAAAGUCAUGUGACUGAAUUUUACAGAAGUUUUAUGCUGAAUUCUCCAUGAUAACAUAUUUGCUUUUCAUAUCAUUUGACUAUAUUUGAAUCAAAUGUAUCUGUUUAUCUGUGGCUCACUGUAGGCUUUUUAUUACCAAACUUUGUUAUUUGAUUCUUCUGUGCCAUAUAACUGUGCAGAAAACCUCGAAGAGAUGUCUGUUUGUGUGUGUGAAUACUUUCUGAACUGGGUCUAGUGAAAGGUGUCUCUGCCCAUGACCAGGGGUCUUGGAAACAGAUGAACUUUGGGUCCCUUCCAACCCAACCCAUUCUAUGAUUCUAUGAACUAGGAGUUACAAAUUUCCCGUCCGUCGGUUUUCAGCUAUCAGGCUGUGAAGAAGUUUUACUGCUCUCACACACCACAGUAAAAAGCCUUUCAAUUCCAUUCCAGUAGGUUGUGAGUGCAGGUAUUGGACUGUACUGGUGCUACUUUUUGAAGUUUGUUAUUUUCAAGCUUUAAAAAGUUUAUUCUGCAUGACAAUGAUAAUUAACUAUGGAAAGCAGAAAGCAGCCACCUCAGUGGCUGAUAAGAUUUAAUCUGAUCCAAUGUAUCAGAGUGCUUUGGUUGUUCCUGGAAGGGAUUGAACACCAGACACUUGUGCAAAACUGUUGAUGAAUAAA